AUGGCUCCCAACUUAAAAGAUAUCAAGGAUAUCUCUUCCCGGAUCAGCUGUUUCGGGCUAAAUAACAAAGGCCAAGAGUCAGUUGAUAACGGCAAGCCGUCUCAGGCCCCCAACUCAACUAUGGCGAAACAAUCGUCGAAUCCAAUUCAGUCCAAAUCGCAUGGGCCACGCAACCAACAGUUUGCAACCCUUCCCAAAAAAGAUAACAGCAACUUGCAGAUACCGUCUCAGAAUCCAUUUGUCCCUGGAUACGCACCUGGAUACGCACCAGCAUCCUCGAGCAAGCCAUCCGCACAGUUGCUGAAUCCAUUUCUUCUUGCACAACCGGGUUCAGUGGUCUCAUUAAAGGCAAUGGCGCUAGGCAAUCCCCCGGCGGGAAAGAAGUCAACAAAUAAACAUCCCAUUGGAAGCUUUUUCACCCAGAUCGACUCAUCCGGUAGCAUACAUCCUCACAAGAGCUAUAGCUCUAUGGCAUCGCACAGCCAUUCCGGAUCAUCUCAAGGACAGGGCACGUCGACCAAUAAACAUCCGGCGUCUUUCUCAUGGUUUCCACCAUACCCAGAGGGCCCUUCUCAUCUCCACACACAGCCUGCUCCCCCUUUAGCCUCAAGUGAUGCCUCGGGUUCGUCAUGGGUUCCAGUACCAUCACAUUUUGCAGGUGCUUCACCUAUGCACCAUAUGCACCAGCCUCAUCCUCUAUUAGGCAACCAUCCACUCGUGCCCCUAGCUGAGCACCCACAGCAUCUCCAUUUAGGAGCCGGGUCUGAACAAACUCCAAUGUUGAAUAACCAACCUGGACUGAUGUAUAACCAGCAAAUACCGGAAGAUUACUAUCCCAUUCCCAUUCCAUUUCACGCUAUGCCGGAGUUCAUUCCAUUGAAUCAGUUUGGGGAGAUGUUCUCUCCCUAUCAGCCACCAGGUCAGGGGUCUCAAAGCGAAAAGAUGGAAAUAGACGGCCUAAGCCUCGAAGAUAACAGCGAGGACAGCGACGAAGACAGCGCCGAGUCACCGGACAUAGAGCAACCUCCCGAAAAUAUAGCCAUGAUCGAGGAGACUCUCGCCGACUUGAAGCCCCUAGGAUUAUUCGUCCAAGGGCUCGUUAAUCAUGCCUGUGCCGAAUGCCAUAAAAAGAAGACUAUGGGGCCCGAAGAUGUCAUAAAUAUGACGGCAACAUGGACUGGUGAUAAUGGUGGGAAAGUCAGCCUUGGUCUGAAAUGUCAAGAAAAGUCCUGCCCAGUAGUCACAUGUCUCGGUUGUGGGAAAGCAAUUCAUUCCACUAUGACGAACGGGUCAGGGGUUACCCUCAAGGUCGCCGAAAUGAAUACCACUGUGCAGUGGUGCUGUGAUGAUGGCAGACUAGCCGCAAUCUGGGCUCUCGCUUGCGGCUGGAAAGCCCCAAAGUCGAAGUCAGAGUCGAAGUCUCGAGCUAAUUAUGUGCUCAAAAGGGUUCGAGGAAAGGUAAAGAUCAAGGAAGCUACGGUACUCGACAAGAUACGGGGACCUCGCUCGCCAGCCCCUGGGAAUGGAGUCGGUUACGGUGAAGGGAGUGUUCCUCAUUCUUCCUUCUUUGGUCAGUUUGGUCAGUAUAGAAAUCACCCUAAGCAAUCGAUUCAAAAACGGACCAUAGACAUUAAAGAGAACCCUACCCACGAAAUUCAUUUCAGGCUCUUAGCUCUCUUGCUACCAUCUUGCAAGAGGGUAGCACCGUUCGACGCCUCCCCGCCUAGCCUUUUAUCACACAUAAUCUCGCGCAGCCCUUUACUAGAACACUCUGCAAUGAUGCUCAGCAACGGCUCUAUUGACGAAAUAUCAUCCAGAAGUCAACUUCACGAUUCAGUAUUGGACUUCUUCGACGCUCUAGGAAGCCAUCCAGCAACAGCAAACUUAGUAUACACUGACCGUACCCUUUAUUACGAAGAUGGGGGUAAUCUUCUAGAAGCCUCGCUCAGCCCUGAGAAGAGCAAAGGUAGAAUCGUUCCGAGGGACACGGGAAAGCCUCUGAUCGAAUUGCUAGGCAGUAUGGCGACCCAAUUACAGACUCUCCUCCGGUAUGCUAAGGGCACUCCUAUCGGAUUCCAGGGAUCCGAAGGACAGAAGUUACUAAAGCUUAGCCAACGUGUAAGCGAGAUAUCUACUCGGCACGUCGCAAACAUGCAACAACUUCAAACAGCCAUGGAUGUUAUUGAAGACAAACCGGAUAUCAACUUUUCUGAGUGGCACCGCGAAAACUGCGUCAGAGACGUCCCCGACGACGCGGUCCUACGCAACUUCGCCUACGCGCAGGAGGCACGUAGAGACGGUCCUCUAUUUCCGGAACGUGGGCGUAUGAAGAGAUUGGUCACGGAGAUAACCACACUAAUGAGCUCGCUACCAGAAGGCAUCUUCGUAUGCCACGGAUCUUCCCGGCUCGAUAUCAUGAAAGUCUUGAUCAUCGGUCCUCGGCAAACACCUUACGAGCACGGCUUAUUCGAGUUCGACCUGUUCUGCCCAUUCGACUACCCUAAUUCCCCGCCAAAGGUGCUUUUCAAGACGCCCAAUACCAGCAAAGGGCGCUUCAACCCAAAUUUAUACCAUGAUGGCAAAAUUUGCCUUUCCUUACUCAAUACGUGGCAUGGGGAGCCGUGGAGAGGAGACCAGUCUACUCUGCUCCAGGUGCUUGUCAGCAUACAGGCCAUGAUUUUCUGCGAGGAGCCGUGGUACAACGAGCCCGGUCGGGAGCGCGUCAAAGAAAAGAGACAGUCGGACACCUACAAUAUCUUCGUUCGAAGCAUUACGAUGCAGUUUGCCCAGCUACCCUGGGUCAAGACAAUCAAGGCGGAUGAUACAACCCAAGACCUAGCCUCCGGAACCAGUGCGAUGUCGCUGUGGAAGGAAACAGCCCGGCUAUACCUGCGCGCGAACACCAAGGACAUCUUGGAUACGAUUAAGGUUGCAUCGAAGUCGAGUUCGUCUACUCAACAAGAUAUAGCGAGAAACCUCAAAACCGCACUCAAGGCUAGCGGUUAUCUGGAUUAA
Molecule: messenger RNA, 3015 nt
Organism: Daldinia vernicosa
Lineage: Eukaryota; Fungi; Ascomycota; Sordariomycetes; Xylariales; Hypoxylaceae
Exons: 2
Coding region: 1-3015 (1004 amino acids)
Molecular function (GO): ubiquitin conjugating enzyme activity
Source: RefSeq, a predicted model, not a curated record